Molecule: messenger RNA, 1085 nt
Organism: Cynara cardunculus var. scolymus (artichoke)
Lineage: Eukaryota; Viridiplantae; Streptophyta; Magnoliopsida; Asterales; Asteraceae
Product: chaperone protein dnaJ 72
Exons: 4
Coding region: 101-628 (175 amino acids)
Source: RefSeq, a predicted model, not a curated record
CACCCAAGAAACCACCAUCCCUUCAUUCUUAUGCCCUUUCUUAUGUCAAUCUGCAUCCCAAUUCCAUCGUACAAUCUCUUUAUACACGAUCAAUUUGAGGAUGGAUUACUAUAAGGUGCUCGGUUUGAGUAGGGACGCUACCAAAGACGAAAUCAAAGAAGCAUUUAGGGAUAUAGCAAAGAAAUUCCACCCGGAUAAGCACUCUGCAUCUCCCAAAUCCGUCAGGGAUGGUGCCACCGUCCGAUUUAAGCAGGCAUCCGAGGCUUACGAGGUUUUAGUCGAUGAUCACAAGCGCGCUGAUUAUAAUUUCCGUUCUAAUUUUAGCAAUCAGGGUGCUAGAAGUGGUUCCGGGUACGGGUAUGGGUACGGAUACACGUAUGAUAGCAGGAAGAACAACGAUUACUAUGGUAGCAAGAAGGCAACUGUUUCUAGGUUUCAGAUUGCUCUUGGAUACAUAAACAGUCGUGCGUUUCUUCUCAAUGUCGCUUUUGCUGGGGCUAUAUUGAGUGGUCUAGCUGUCGUUGAAAUAGGCAGAGAUGCAAUCUGGAAGAUGCAGAAUCCAGGUAAAUCGUUUGAAGAAGCAAUGGAAUCUAUACAGAAGACAAAAACGGUUAAGGAAAAGGAAUAACGGGGCGCCACACUUUCCAGGUUGUAUGGAAGUACCAUGGAUGAAUACACAAUUCAACAGUGCUGAAAUAGUGUAGAUACAAGAGUAGUAUAUAAUCAGAGAGAUAGAAACUCAAGCCAAAAGGAGUUCUGUUGUUUGCAAAGAAGAAGCCAAUUCAGAGUCAUUCAUCCCGUAAUAAGGAAGUCAUGGCUAAACAAACAUCUGGAUGAUGUUUCAUAUACAAAAUGAAAUAAACACCAAUACUAGCUACAAUCAUGAACUUUUGUCCGAUAGCUGGUUUGUUCAUGUUGGUUUUGGUUUAUUGCGUAUAUUCCCUUCAUGAAUCUAGUCUUUUCGAUUGCUUUUCAGCGAUGAUGACUGUACUUUCUUGAACUGACCAAAGAGUUACGAUUUCGAAGCUCUUUUAGGAUACUGUAUAAUUCGAAAAAAGUUGCAUCAAUUUAUCCAAUGCUUGAGG